AUGAUCGAUUUUCGAGUCAACGAACAAGUUAUGGCCGUUACACUUUUGCCAUUAUGUCGUCGUUUAUUGUUUCCUGCAGCUUUGAACUUGCACUUUUACGGCAAUGAGAGUCGAAACAAUCGAAACGGGUUCACACAUUCGUCCCCAUUGCUGCGGAAAUAAUUGUGUGGGUCAUUGCACUUGCACUCCACAGCUCACGAAGCGCCCGACUUUUCCCUGGCCACUGCCUGAAAUUGGACAAUUUCGAUAGCGAGGCUCGGACUCAUUAUGAGUGACAAACGGUUCGUCUCUGGCGGUUCCAGUUUGUUCAACUCCAGCAUUGGCAUCGGCAUCGCUGUUACAUUAACAUUAUUAUGCGCUCUGGCGUGCAGGCAUACAUGUGCAGAUCUAGUUUGUCUCGUUACAUAUUUAUUUCUCGUGUGGGAAACUAGUUUUCUCCCAGCCAACCAGGCUCCCGGGGCUGGUUUGUUGUUGGCCAUUUAUGGCGGAGACUUCCGAGCUUCCGUUUGGAGCACGGAGCGCCAGUAUAAAUGAAUUGGCCAGCUCCAAGGAGGCCUCACUUCGUGUGAUAUCUUUGAAAGUGAAGGUGGUUAAACUGGAGCACUGCCUAUGAGUAGACGAAAGUGACUCGAUCAGAGCUAUUGGAAUUUAAAUGGAAAUGAAUGGUUUUCUAGUUCUCCUGUUGUGCGCCUUUUGCUGCAGUGUGGCCGCCAAGCCUCCGGCGGCUCGGCGAGCACAGCUGCAUGACGAUGUUCAGCUCAUCCAUCCACACAUCAUCACGAUAGAGCGUUUGGAGAACCUGCUCCGGCGUGCUGGCGAAAUCUUCGGACCCGCCCUAGAGGAAGAUUCCAUGGCGGAGGCCAGUAGCCAGGUGCAGGAGCAGGUGCAGCCACAGCAGCGCUUGCUGCCGCCCACGGAGCAGCCCUAUAACUUCUAUCUGCCACUCUUCGACUACGUGGAACCCAAGCUGGACGCCAAGAGCCGGAUGAUGGAGAAGAUCGCUCCACCGCCUCAGAAGUCCGAGCAUAACUACUAUGCGGACAAGCCAAAGAAGAAGCCAAAGAAGUUCAACGCGGCCAACAAGCACAUCAACCUCAACCUCAAGUGGCUAAACACCUACGAGAAGGCCAUGGGCGGAGCAACUGCCCCCAAAGCCAUGUAUCUGGAGCAGGACGAGCGCAAUCGGAUCAACUUCGAUGAUUCCUUCUUUGCGGUGGACAUGCAGGUGAAGAUGCCGGACAACCAGCCGCACAAAGAGUUGGUCUCACCUACAAAGCUCCUGCAGCACGGCGAGGAGCAGGCUGAGGAGGAUCUAAUGGCAGCUCCUGCGCAGUUAGACUUCGACUUCAAAUCGCCCGUCCAGGUAAAGCAUCGCACAUAG
Molecule: messenger RNA, 1381 nt
Organism: Drosophila rhopaloa
Lineage: Eukaryota; Metazoa; Arthropoda; Insecta; Diptera; Drosophilidae
Exons: 2
Coding region: 653-1381 (242 amino acids)
Source: RefSeq, a predicted model, not a curated record